This is a messenger RNA of Mizuhopecten yessoensis (Yesso scallop), 2448 nucleotides long. RefSeq names its product leucine-rich repeat-containing protein 74A-like. NCBI's taxonomy places the organism in Eukaryota, Metazoa, Mollusca, Bivalvia, Pectinida, Pectinidae. Bases 455 to 2308 code for a protein of 617 amino acids. Gene Ontology annotation, molecular function: small GTPase binding; calcium ion binding; GTPase activator activity. Gene Ontology annotation, cellular component: perinuclear region of cytoplasm; nucleus; cytosol. The record is from RefSeq and is a predicted model, not a curated record. The transcript has 15 exons. Gene Ontology annotation, biological process: nucleocytoplasmic transport; activation of GTPase activity.
GUAUUCUUGCGUCCCGCUCACUCAGGUGGGGUAAUUAAAGGUACGCUAUUGACGGUUAUUGAUAAAGAAGGAAAGGGUUUGCAUUGCCGAGAGGACCUGUCAUAGGAAUAACGUUGGACAUACAAGGCAUAGAAAAGAUUAGUUUCGUAUUUGAAAUGUUCAACAGACUACAGUGACAUUGGAAGAAUGUGAGCACUUACGUACAUUGACGACGGGAUAUAUGUGUUGCUUGUAUAGAUAUUAUAUAGCUUAAUACCGGGUAUACAGCCAAUAUCAAGGCGCAGAAUUCUGAAAACCUGUAUGUAAGGUGAUUUAAAAACAGUUGCACUGCAGUUUUGGAAAUUAAACUUAUCUCAUGUGACAUACAGUUACUCUCCAGAGUGUAAAAUGUAGUGUCCCCACAUAGCCAAUGGAUGAGUUGGUCGGCAAAUAUAGCAGCUGAUCUAAAUACAAUAUGGAGCGCUUGGUUGGAAGUCCGCGACCAGCCAGCAGUGCCAGUAAAAUUCAGAGAAGAGAAACCCCUCGGGAACGGAUCCCGAACCCUCGGGAAGAACCAAAGACCUCAUCACGUGCGGUUUCGCCGGUACAGUCCCUUGCAGCCACUGACCUGGGAUCGGAACUCGAACUCAUAACCUCUGCGCUCGAGCCAACGAUGGAAGCUGUCAAUGUUGAUAUAGAGGACGGGGAGGGAUGGGACACGGAUUUAGAGGAUGUCAAAAAUCUAAUAGAAAAAGCUAAACCAAAGAAACAUGAAAACUACCCCAAACGGAAGAUUUUAACAGAAGAGGAGAAGGCUCGUCUGGUUUACAUCCGGGCAUGUAUAAAGUUCAGCAUCACACCAUCGUCACUGUUUCUCCGCGGGCUCAAAAAGGGACAUGUAAACCUCCAAAACCAGGGCUUAGGACCCCUGGGGACCCAGGCAGUCGCCCUAAGUCUCGUGAUUGACCGGACGGUGACCGAUGUAGUGAUAGCGGGGAACUCCAUAGGACAGACGGGGAUUCGUUACCUCACAGACAUGUUAUUAGUAAACGACAACAUCAAUCACAUCGAUGUAUCCGAUAACAAUCUACAGUCUCACGGUGCACAGGCCCUCAGUAACAUGCUGCUACAUAAUGACAGCAUCUUGUCUCUCAAGGCCUCAGGUAACCAGUUUAACCGAAAUGACGCGCUCCUAUUCGCGCAGGCUAUCCAGUUUGACCGGUUUUCCUUACGUGUGUUGGAUCUAAGCCAUAACAACCUAGAGACGGAAGGAGGACAGCAUCUAGGACCAGCAAUUGCUGCAAACGACACGAUAGAGAUCCUUGACAUCAGCUGGAACCACCUUGCUUACGACGGGAUCAAGGCCGUGGCGGAAGGGCUCAAGGAGAAUACUAGCAUCAAAACCCUUAACGUAUCAUGGAAUGGUAUUGGCGACGAGGGCGCCGUCUGUUUGGUACAAGCUGCAACCAUCAACGAAACGCUCGAAGUCUUGCAAAUGGACGCCAAUCGGAUAGGGCCCAUCGGUCUGGCCAACCUUCUUAAACAAACGGCGAGCAACAAAGCCUUGCUCGAACUUAAGAUGAGUAAGAACCCAAUCACAACCCUAGGGCCAGAAAGUGCCCUGCACGUCAUCAACGCCCAUCCGGAGAUGGGUCUGCAGCUACUAGAGAUACAGGACUCUUGGCUGACUAGUGAAGCUUGUAGACUUGUAUAUGAAAUUCAGGAAUUGAAACCUAAGUUUAAAGUUGUGCAUGGCGGCUUCACGAACGCUCACGACCUUAUUAAGGCAUCUAUAAAGAAGCGGGAAGAAAACUGUAUGAACGACCCUUUCUUGUUCCUCAUCAACUACGUCAAUGACAAUAGACUCCGCUGGAUGGACCUCUUCAACAGGCUCGACACGGACAAGAACUUUUCCAUAAGCUUUGAGGAGUUCCGUAACGGCAUGAAAGCCAACAGCAUACCUAUAUCAGACAAGGACGUAGGAAUUCUUAUGGAACGUUUGGAUGAAGACCACGAUGGAACAAUCGACUUUGGCGAACUGCUUGAAGGUCAAAAGAAGUACUUGAAAAGGUUUGAGAAGGUGAUGGGAGUGACCCCUACUUUGUCAACAUCUACACCUUCAACCAGACAGAAUUCCAGGCCGUCGUCAAGACAACAGUCACGUCCAUCGUCAAGGCAAAAGUCACGGCCGUCGUCAAGGCAACAGUCGAGACCAACAUCAAGAACUGACCGGUCCGCCGCCCUAGCUAGCCAGCAGAAAUCAAAGUCGGACAUGGAAAGCUACACACGGACGAUCCAGUCAGCUCCAGGACUUUCUGUCAUAUCUUGACCGACCUUAAUUCAGUGCUUUCACGUCACACAGUGUGAGCGUUUAUAAAUUGUGUGUGUGACUUUUGACACAAUAAUAAAUUGUGCCCAUUCAUCCGUCUUUGCGUAUUGCAGAGUUAUCUUCUCUUGUGAGGAGGUAUU